Molecule: messenger RNA, 1185 nt
Organism: Capsicum annuum
Lineage: Eukaryota; Viridiplantae; Streptophyta; Magnoliopsida; Solanales; Solanaceae
Exons: 4
Coding region: 336-779 (147 amino acids)
Source: RefSeq, a predicted model, not a curated record
UGAAUUCGGAAAAAGGAUUGCUUUGCUAUUUUUCGGUGGCUGCUUAUCUCUUUGUCUUUAAUUUAGGCCAAACAAAGGCUUGGGAAUUUGAAGUCAUUCCUUAUUUGAGUCAACAAGUGAACUACCAGGAAGAAGUUUCCUGUCCAAGAAUCCUGAGAUGGUUGUCGGCCAAAACUGAUAAAAAUGCAAAAUUUAUUGAUCUUUUCAACCCUCCAAAUGAAACAAUUGUCCAUCUGUGGCUUGUUUUGACCAACCGAGAGUUGAAGAUUCCAUUUUUUCUUACUUUACGGUCUGUGGAAACUUUAUCGGACCCUAAUAUCGUUGAUGGAAUAAAAAUGAAAUUGUUUGGAGCAACAACCAUCAGAAGAAAAAUAAUUUUGGAGGGUGGGCUUAUUGUUGUUGUUGAUGGUGGUGGUGGUGCUGCUGCUAUUGGGGCUAAUGAUGCUCCUCUUACUAUUUUUCAAACAAAAAGCUAUUAUGAUUAUGAUCAUACUAGUUGUACAAAUUUUUCUCCAGAUUUUGCCACAUCUAGCGAAUGUUCUGCAUGCAAAUGUCAAAACUGCAAGGCGAAACAUGAUGGAGUGAUUAAUGCUAUUAAUGCACUAACUGCUUCUGUAAAGGAAAUGGCAUCUAAGAGAGGUGCCAUUCCAUCAAAGAGGAGUUCAUAUCCUUACACUCCACUAAAGAUCAAGGCGGCUAAGAGAAGAAGGAGAGUUACUUUCAAGGCAUUAUUAAGCAUCGAAAAAAGCAAAAUUGCAACGCCUCUGUCUUUGUCUUGAACCGUUGUUCAGUAUGUAAGGGCCAUAGGAGAGCAGCAUGAGCCGGAGAAGGUGGAUGUCAUAGUAAAAGUCACUGCUGAAGAGUUUAAUAUCACAGUUGAUAAUCCAUCAACUGCUUCCAAAGAAGAAAAAGUUGAGCCUGUCAGUUUGGGAGAAUGGAAGAAUUACCUGUUUGAAGGGUUCAACAUCUCAGACGAGGCUCCAAAAAAACUAACACAACGACUAUUCAGAAUGGAUUGCCGAUGGGCUGUUAAAGCAUCAUGCCGACAGGUACAUAAAUCAAUUUUUAAAGAUAUUGGUUUAUACGAUUCAUGUUGUAAGAACGUGAUAUUAACACAUAUAAAUAAUUAUGUAGAAAACAAAAUGACAAAUGCGACAAAGUGAACGAAUUGAGUCUUGGUUUUGA